AUGGCUGAAAAGAAGAAGAAAAAAGGUGGUAAGAAGAAGAAGAAAGGAGGCGACAAUGUCUACGAAGCUUUACUGGAAUACAAAAUUACUGUGAUUGACAAAGAAUUGGAAGAGUGGCGUUUUCGUGCAUAUCAACUUGAAGAAGAAAAUCAAGCUUUGUCAGGACGUGAUGCGCAUCUACGCGAAGAAUGUGCUGAGUCUAUGAAAAGACUUGUCACCAAUGCGUUGCAAUUCGACAAAGAAAAUGUUACGUAUCCGAAAAUCGGCAGAGAAGAAGUUCACGCCGCUGUACAUGAAAAGAUGAAUGCAGCUGCCGAACAAGAAGCAGAGUUACGAAAAAUUCAUGAGCAAAUGCUUCGAGUGGAAGUCGAGAUAUUCAAAGUCCGAAGUUUAAUCAGGCAAUGUAUCAAAUAUCGUGAUGUCACACGAAUUGAAGAACAACGCGCAAUCGAUUCAUUAAAACGCGAGCUCGCCAACAUGACAGAAAAUUAUGAAGUGCUCACAACAUACUUAUCAGAAAGUACAAAUGAAGAACGAAUAACAUUGACCCAAACGGCACAGAACAAAAUUAAUCAAAAGACUCGUGCAGCGACCGAACGAGUGGCAUUAGGUCUCGAUCAAUUUACGAAAAAAAUGUUAAGUGAAAAUCAAUACAUGACACAUGAACUCACUUUACAAGAACAACAUGUGACACAACUGGAAGAACAAGUGCGAGCAUUGGAACAAACAAAUCUUGUUAUUAGCGAAAAAUUGAAUGUCGCACAUGUUGCUGAUACAACUGCUUUCAAAAACACAUUUGUAACAGAUUUAUUCGCGGAUGAUAUCGCAAAGGAUAUCGGCAACAAUGCUUUGCUGGCAGUGGAUUUAGGACAAUUAACAAUACGCAGUGAUACAGGCGAGAAAACAUUCGAACAAUUAAUAAAUGAAUUGGAUAAAAAUACACCACGAUUAGCAACAAUCGAUGAUGAAUCGACUAUUGUUUCUCCAACGGCGAACCUUCAUGUAGAAGGUACUCAUAUGUCAGUCCUCUCGCCCCCAAAACUUGAUGAGGAAGAGGAGAAAUAUCUCGAUUUCAAAGGACCGACAUGGAUCGAUCCACCCCGAUUGAGACAAGCGCUACGCAAAUCGUAA
This is a messenger RNA of Adineta ricciae, 1131 nucleotides long. The record is from the annotation of a GenBank genome assembly. NCBI's taxonomy places the organism in Eukaryota, Metazoa, Rotifera, Eurotatoria, Adinetida, Adinetidae.